Molecule: messenger RNA, 3335 nt
Organism: Archocentrus centrarchus (flier cichlid)
Lineage: Eukaryota; Metazoa; Chordata; Actinopteri; Cichliformes; Cichlidae
Gene: lclat1
Product: lysocardiolipin acyltransferase 1
Biological process (GO): phosphatidylinositol acyl-chain remodeling
Cellular component (GO): endoplasmic reticulum; endomembrane system
Molecular function (GO): acyltransferase activity
Source: RefSeq, a predicted model, not a curated record
GGCAGGUGAGAGGUAACAAGUUGAGAGGUCGGCUUAGCUAGCUAAACGGUAAGGUCGGUGCUGCAUGUUUGUGUUUUCAUAGUAAGUAAAUACUAUCUUAUAAAGCGAAGUUGCCUCGGCUCCGAACAGGUAAUUCCUCACAAAAACAAACCGGGUGCAAGGCAUUGUCGGCGGGCGGCACCUUUCAUGUUCUGGCGGGGCUCUUCUUGUUAAUGUUUGCAAGUUAGCUGCUUGUUGGCUUGCUAGUAUGUCGCAACAAAGUGCUUGGACUCAUCGGAGCUAACGUAACUUGAUUGUGGAGGAUAAACACGAAAGAUGGCUGUGUCGGUGCGGGGCCUGUACUUUAUGGUGACCCUGUUUUUGGGUAGUUUCUUCGGGAGCGUCUUCAUGCUGGGGCCAGUUUUACCCCUCAUGUUGUUUUCUCCUGCUUGGUACCGCUGGCUCACUGAUCGAAUUGUUGCUACCUGGCUCACCCUACCUGUGUCCUUGCUGGAGCUAGUAUUUGGGGUGAAGGUGGUGAUAACAGGUGAUGGUUUCAUUCCCGGGGAGCGAAGUGUGAUCAUCAUGAACCACCGUACCCGUCUGGACUGGAUGUUCCUUUGGUGUUGUCUGCUCAGGUACAGCUACCUUCGUCGAAAGAUCUGCCUCAAGGCUGCACUUAAGGCUGUGCCUGGCUUGGUGGGUUGGGCGAUGCAGGUUGCCUGCUUUGUCUUCAUUCAGCGUCGUUGGGAGGAGGACAAGAAGCACUUGGAGAACAUGCUGGACUACUUUUGUGACAUCAGAGAGCCCUUGCAGUUGCUACUGUUCCCAGAAGGCACAGACCUUACCGAAAAUACACGAGCAAAGAGCGACGCAUUUGCUGCACAGAACAGCCUGCCGAAGUUGGAGUAUGUUCUUCAUCCCCGCACCACAGGAUUCACCUUCAUUGUGGACCGACUUCGAAAAGGUGACAAUUUGGAUGCCGUCCAUGACAUUACAGUUGCGUACCCCAAGAACAUCCCACAGACAGAACGUCACCUCAUACUGGGCCAUUUCCCACGUGAGAUCCACUUCCACGUCCGGCGCUAUCCUGUGUCUUCACUUCCCACUUCUUCCUCUGACCUAGAAUCUUGGUGUCGGGAGCGCUGGGCUGAGAAGGAGGUCCGGUUGCGGGACUUUUACUCAAGCCAGCCCCGGGCCUUUGACAGGGAUGGUGUUGCGCGCGUGCCACCCUGUAAGUCAGAGUUGAGAGUAACUCUGAUCAAAGCGGCCUCACUGCUGUACUGGAGCAGCUUCAUUGCUCUGUGUUUCACUGGCCUGUGGCUCUGGGCUCCUUUCAGGCUUUACUUCCUGGUCAUGGUCGGAGUGUACACAGCACAGCACAAGCUGUUUGGAGGGCUUGAGCUGCUGGAGAUGGCUUGCCAUCGAUACUGGAAGUCAAUGUCUGUUGAUGUUAGUGAGAAGAAUAAAGUGCUAGAUGGGAAAAUGCAGUGAAGAUGAAAUAUGGUUGUGAAUGAACAGUGACAUGUUACCACCUGUACUCAGCAAAGACUGAGGACUCAUUUGUCUACACUUGUUCAGUCCGGUGAGCUAAAGGAUCCCUUUGUGGAACCUAGUGCUCCAUGCCUUAGAAAGAGAGUAAUAAGUGCACCCUUGAUGGUAUGCAUGGCUUCAGUGGAAGAAGCUUUUGGGGGGGGUGUUGGUUAUCCACAUUUAUCUGUGUUGGGUUUAGAGAAUUCAUCAUACAUGAUGUAUCACUUGCCCUUUGUAUGUCUCUCCUUGUAUAGUCACUGUUAUUUAGCUUGCUGUCUGUGCAUUUUAUUAGUUUUACAUUGUAGAUGUUUAUCAUGGUUGGUUGUUCAGAACCUCAGUAUGAAUGUGUGUCAUGAAAUUAUUCUGUUAUUUGUUGUACUGUUAUUUUUUUAAAAACUGGUUUUAUUCUAUGCUGUGAGGAUUUUUCUUUUUUUAAAUCAUGAAUGGAGAAGAGCCAUAGUACAGAAUGUGCACAUAUGAUGACUUGACUCUAGCGAAUAUUCGUACUAGCACUGUUAGCUGGAUUACACUGAUGGGACUAUUUAAAUCAGUCAGUUUCUAUUCAAAGUGUUCAGCAAAGAAAGAAAAGGACAUCUAAAAUUCCCAGAGUUAAAGGCAUAUAUGAGUACAGUUGUUUACGUUUAGUGGGUAUAAUUACCCUUUCUAAACAAAUUAGGGAAUUCCAUUUUUCAUUGUGAUUCUUAGCCUAUGUGGUGUUUCACUGUACAUGUCUCCUUUGCACAAGAAGCUUUUCCAGGUAAAAGCCAGAGGUAAGAAAAGCAAACAUCAACUUUAAAAACAAAAAGCAACCAAAAAGAAUGUAGUCCAUUUUAUCACGAAGCGGUGGCUCCACACCUCACUGAAGGAUUGCCUCUAGAUAUACUGAGGCAGUACUUGUACUAUCAGAAUUACAGAUCUGACUGAUAUGUCUGAAUUACUGUAGAAGCAGAUGAGCUUUCUGCUGCCUUUCUGGGAAGGAAGAGAUGCCUUGUAGAGACAGGAUGUAGGUGGUGCUGGGGUGGAAGAAUGUCCUGUUGGGACAACGUUACCCCUCAAUGUGCAGGGUGGCACAGAGAACCAGACUUGGAGUGGAAAACUGGCCCUGAACUUAACCUAAUCCAAAAAAGCCCUGUAAUGCCCACCUCUGCUGGUGUCCCUCUCCAGAGGACUGGCAUUGAUGCGCCUGCUAAACUCAAUUAGCAAAUGACAGCUGAGAAAGCGACUCCAGUUAAGCCAAAAAAGGAGUGAAAUUGAAAUAAGAUUGAAGCAGUGCUUCAGCUGCAGGUUUGCCUCUUGUUCUCCUUGCCUUUGCUCUGGGUUCAAAUUGAAUUAAUUUGUACUUCAGAGAGUAAAGGAACAGUUCAGAGUUUGAAAGUCCAUAGCAAUUUAUGUAACACUGUGCAAUGUAUGAUCUAGGUGACGGCUUCAGUCCAGUUUUGGAGUACACAUUUGUCUGCCGCACAAAAGUCGACAAAAGGGUCUUUUUUUUGGUUUUGUUUAUGCAAAUGUGAAGCCCCUCUAGUUUAGGUGUAAAGGGGCUUUUUCUAGUCACUGUGAUAUAGUGCUAACAACUUUAUCAUCAGCAUGUAAUAGUUUACCAAACAUGGUACUAUAUUUGUCCUUCAAGCCACUUAAAACUCCCAAACCAGCUGGAAUAUCUGUUUCAUCUGUGCUGUUUUGUGUCGGUCAUUUUUAUUACAUUUACUUGCUGAUGCUGGACCUCUUUAAAAAUCACUGUCCUCAGGUAAAUACAGUGGACACUGUUAUGAGUCGGUCUUUAAAUGCAGAAAUAUAUAUCUAAAUAAAUAUGCUGUAUCAACCCA